AUGUACAUCUACCCGUUUCUGCACUGGAAUUACGACAAGGUGAUUUUAGUAGUGGUUACAAUGAAAAGAAUACUAGAAGAAAAUGAUGCAUUGGGACGAAUAAUAGUUAAGAAUAGCUAUGAAAAAUCAAAUGCUUACAGCGCUUAUAUGUCAACGCUAUUCAUUUUUAUGGGUACGGGGUUUAGUAUCGGUCCAGUAGCUAUACCAAUAUUUUUGACAUGGAUUCAAACAAGUAAUGAAACUCAUGAAAAAUCUCUGCCCAUUCAUACAGAAUUUUUCAUUGACGAAGAUAAGUACUUCUAUCAACUUUAUGCGUAUCAAAUCGUCGUUAUUCUGUUGUAUAUUAUUUUAAUGGGAGCAUUGAGCAGUUUUUUGUUUUCGGCUAUUGGAUUCGUCAUUGGUGAACUACAUUAUUUACAAAACGUCUUGGAGGAAUCUGACGUUAAGUAUAAAAGCAAACUUCGUGCAAAUAAACUACUUGCUCACAACUUCAUCGUUAAUAAGUUUAAAUUUGUUACUCAUCAACACCAAAAUUGUAUCACGCUUUACAAGAAUCUAAAUAAUAUUACUAAUUCAAUCAUGUUUGUGGUAAUUUUUGGCUCUUCGUGUAUCAUGGUUUUGAGCGGUUCUACGAUGGUUAUUUUGAUGAGUUCGGACAUAGGAAUGGCCUUCAAAAUGUCUAUAGCAUAUUUUGGUAGCAUGAUCAUAAUCACGAUGAUAUGUGUACCAAGUCAGUUGUUAAGUAAUUCUAGUGAUAGCUUGUUUAUGAAAAGUUACAGUCUCAGUUGGGACGAAUAUCCGCCAAAGGCUAGACGUACGUUAGUAAUGAUUUUAGUAAGGACAAUUAAACCUCUGGCGCUUACAGCUGGAUCAAUAACUGAGUUGAACUUGGAAACCUGCAGCUCAAUUAUAAAAAGUUCACUUUCAUUCGUAGCAGGUUUUAGAUCACUGUAUACUACUGUCUGA
This is a messenger RNA of Trichogramma pretiosum, 966 nucleotides long. RefSeq lists its product as uncharacterized. NCBI's taxonomy places the organism in Eukaryota, Metazoa, Arthropoda, Insecta, Hymenoptera, Trichogrammatidae. The transcript has 8 exons. Bases 1 to 966 code for a protein of 321 amino acids. The record is from RefSeq and is a predicted model, not a curated record. Gene Ontology annotation, biological process: detection of chemical stimulus involved in sensory perception of smell; sensory perception of smell. Gene Ontology annotation, cellular component: plasma membrane. Gene Ontology annotation, molecular function: olfactory receptor activity; odorant binding.